UGUCAUUAUCGUGACAAAUCAUGACCACGUAAACGAGCGCGAAACGUUUUAGGCUUUUACAAUAUCCUAUACGUGAAGAAAAACUAGGACAGGAACCCGAGGGCAAAGAACAUCCAUGGCACGCAUAGUAAUGCGGAGUAAAGAAGAGGGGAGUAGAUCAAACAGUGGAUGACGAAGCAAAUCUUACCUCGAGUCCAACAACUUGAGGCGACGAGCAAGAUUUCGGGAGCAGCGCCGUAUUGGACAUCUUCCAGCAUCUCCUAGAACAAGUAAUGCGCCUACGCCUAACCUAAAAGAUUAAUUCAGUGUAAUGUCUUUAGGCGACAUCGGGGAUCGCACGCAUCGAUAACCUAGGAUUCGGGAUCCGACGAAGCAGGAUGGCAACGGGCAAGCGACGGAGCAUCCACACGUCACCCGGAAAUGCAGGGACCAGUCGGAUGAACUUUCGGCCGAGUUUCACUCAGCAGGAGGAUCGCGGGGGUACUAGGCCGACAGCGGCGCCGAGCUCCAUCGGCCUCAUCCUCAUCACCAUGCUGCUACAUAUAUGCAAGAAGUCACUGCUGUUUGACACUCGGCUCAAAGUGGCGAUCUACUGCGGCACGAUCUUCGCGGUCUCGCUGAUCGCGGACUUCAUCGUGAUGCCACGUACUUACUUCUCCAGGUCCGACAAUGCUCUGAAUCAGUACUUUGUCAAGUGGGGCUGGGGCUGGUUGCUGUCUGUAACCGUGCCCUGGGUCGCCUUGACGGCGCACACGCUGGGCUGCGGUCGUAGGCCGAUCCUGCUGCGACACCUGGCACGUGUCCUUCUCGCCACCGUUGCCUGGCUCGCCUGGACGAAACUGUUCAAUUACAUCGAGACCAAUUACGGCAGGUGUCUGGGUACCCGCGACAUUCAGAUGCAAUCGAAGUCGAGGUGCCUGCAAUCGGGUAAAUUCUGGAGCGGUCUCGACAUAUCCGGCCACACGUUCAUCCUGAUCUAUUCCAGUCUGAUCCUCGCCGAGGAAGGUUCCUCCCUGGUGGGAUGGGAGGGCAUUAAGGAUCUGAUAAUGCGCGAGGAACACACGCGAUCCACGCCGUCCGAAACGAGCCGCGGCCCGCUGCGUAAUCUCUCCGAUGGCGAUCUCGAGUUCCUGAAGAAGGCGCAUCGAGCACUCACACCGUAUUUGCGCGGUCUCUUCGUGGUGAUGACGCUGCAGCAACUACUGUGGGACAUUAUGUUGGUGUCGACGAUGCUCUACUAUCAUAUCAUGAUCGAGAAAUUUCUCGGCGGCGUGGCCGCGGUCAUUACGUGGUAUGUCACAUAUAAAUGGUGGUACAAGCUGCCCAAGAUCGGCUUGCCGGCCCCCGGCGAUGGUCUCUUCAAGUACAAUGAGGUAAAAACGAAUCCAGAGCUCAACGCCAGGGCGAGACGUACCACUUUGAACGGUAUGCCGAUCAGAACGAUGCAAGAAACCGCGGAUUCGAAUCCAACAAACAGACAAUCGGAUCUUGACACGUCGAGAGCAUAAGAGAAUGUGUUGUUCUUUGCAUAUGUUUUGAGGGACUCUUGAUACUUCAGUGAUGGUGCAAAGUGGAUUAUCUUUUAUGCAAGAAUUACAAACAUUUGAAAUAAUAUCUGGAUGAUGCUUAUAACGUUAACGAUCAUACAUUACAGUCGUAUGUUUCGCAUAAAAUUUCCAUUUUUCUCUAUUUAAACAAUUGAAAUAUUAUACCGAUGAUGAACACAUAGGAUGCGCACGGUAUAUAUACGAUACUUACGUAAGUAUCCAAACGUUCGAUUCUUCUUUUUAAGGUUUGAGUACAAAGAUUGAAUGUAAUAAGAUAUAAUGUCAUCUAAAAAAUUCUACGUAAUACAAAAGCACCUACACAUAUAUGUAUACAUAUAUUCCUUGCUUUAUUUUUCGAUACGUAAGUACUUAAAUCUUGGAUUUCAUACGACAAAACGUUCACAUGCAUUAAAAUAUCCUCAUUGUUGAAAUGUGAUUCAAUCAAGCUCAUUUAAACGGGACGGGCUUAUAUUAGGUAUUUUUAAGUUGUUAUUUAUAAUUAUAGAAUAAUAUAUUUAAAUGAGAGUAUGUGUCCACUUUAUCGAUGCUUCUGUACGGAUUGUUAAAAAAACACAUGUUAAUUUAAUCUGUUUAGAACCAAAGAGAGAGUUGGUGUCUUUGAUAAUACUCUCUUCUGGAUUUUGUUUUGUAACUUAUAUUUAAUAAAGUCUGUUGUUAACAA
Molecule: messenger RNA, 2229 nt
Organism: Formica exsecta
Lineage: Eukaryota; Metazoa; Arthropoda; Insecta; Hymenoptera; Formicidae
Gene: Fitm
Product: fat storage-inducing transmembrane protein
Biological process (GO): phospholipid biosynthetic process; lipid droplet organization; lipid storage
Cellular component (GO): endoplasmic reticulum membrane
Source: RefSeq, a predicted model, not a curated record